AUGGACGCCCAGCCAGCAACACUCGCCUCGCGAACACCCACAUCCGCCGCUUCCACUGCACCAGAACCUCCCACAUCCAAUGCUAACCACCCCGCCCCCACAUGGCCCGCCCUUCCUCCCGACCGCCCCUUUUCCAAGUUCGCAGCGCAGCUGCCCGAGAUUCUUCAAGAGGCGGGCUAUGAUGAAGUUUAUGGGAUACAGUUGCGGCCAGACACGCCUUUUUACACCAAACUCAUGCAGAUAUUCCUCCGCGCGAACGCCAAUGAUCUCAUAAGAGCAAGAGAGCAGUUGGUCGCGACGCUGAAAUGGCGGAAAGAGUUUCAGCCGUCGAGGGCGGUGGAGGAGGCGCAUAGUCGGAAACGGAUUGGGAGAUUGGGGUAUGUAGUUGAAGUUGAGGGUGUGCCGGAGAGCGUUACCCCAAACAGGAAAGACGUGGUGACUUUCAAUAUCUACGGCGCGGUUAAAGACAAUAAGGCUACGUUUGGGGAUCUCGAAGGGUAG
Molecule: messenger RNA, 501 nt
Organism: Coniosporium apollinis CBS 100218
Lineage: Eukaryota; Fungi; Ascomycota; Dothideomycetes
Exons: 2
Coding region: 1-501 (166 amino acids)
Biological process (GO): regulation of exocytosis; Golgi to plasma membrane protein transport
Cellular component (GO): plasma membrane; cortical endoplasmic reticulum; cytosol
Molecular function (GO): phosphatidylinositol transfer activity
Source: RefSeq, a predicted model, not a curated record